Suncus etruscus (white-toothed pygmy shrew) is the source of this 2603-nucleotide messenger RNA. RefSeq names its product ATP binding cassette subfamily G member 1 (gene ABCG1). Gene Ontology annotation, biological process: transmembrane transport; cholesterol homeostasis. Gene Ontology annotation, cellular component: plasma membrane. The transcript has 15 exons. NCBI's taxonomy places the organism in Eukaryota, Metazoa, Chordata, Mammalia, Eulipotyphla, Soricidae. The record is from RefSeq and is a predicted model, not a curated record. The coding region runs from base 116 to 2116 and encodes 666 amino acids. Gene Ontology annotation, molecular function: ATP hydrolysis activity; ABC-type sterol transporter activity; ATP binding.
GCGAGCGCAGGCGGGCAGCAGGCAGCAGGCAGCAGGCAGCCUGGUCCCCGCGUCCGUCUCGACCCGACCCGACCCGACCCGACCCACAGCCGCCCGCAAGCCUCGUCCGCGGGGCAUGGCCUGUCUGAUGGCCGCUUUCUCGGUCGGCACCGCCACGAAUGCCAGCAGCUACUCCGCAGAGAUGACGGAGCCCAAGUCGGUGUGCGUGUCGGUGGAUGAGGUGGUGUCCGGCAACCUGGAACCCGGUGAGACGGACCUGCUCAACGGGCACCUGAAGAAGGUGGAGAAUGCGCCCCCCGAGGCCCAGCGUUUCUCUUCGCUGCCCCGGCGAGCGGCCGUCAACAUCGAGUUCAAGGAUCUCUCCUACUCAGUUCCCGAGGGGCCCUGGUGGAGGAAGAAAGGCUACAAGACGCUUCUGAAGGGCAUCUCCGGCAAAUUCAACAGUGGGGAGUUGGUGGCUAUCAUGGGCCCCUCGGGGGCGGGCAAGUCCACGCUCAUGAACAUUCUGGCUGGAUACAGGGAGACGGGCAUGAAGGGCACCGUGCUCAUAAACGGUCAGCCCCGGGACCUGCGCUGCUUCCGGAAGGUGUCCUGCUACAUCAUGCAGGAUGACAUGCUGCUGCCGCACCUCACUGUGCAGGAGGCCAUGAUGGUGUCAGCACAUCUGAAACUGCAGGAGAAGGACGAAGGCAGGAAGGAGAUGGUCAAGGAGAUUCUGACAGCGCUGGGCUUGCUGGCCUGUGCCCACACGCGGACAGGCAGCCUGUCGGGUGGACAGCGGAAGCGCCUGGCCAUCGCUCUGGAGCUGGUGAACAAUCCUCCGGUCAUGUUCUUUGAUGAGCCCACCAGCGGCCUGGACAGCGCCUCCUGCUUCCAGGUGGUGUCGCUGAUGAAGGGGCUGGCACAGGGCGGCCGCUCCAUCAUCUGUACCAUCCACCAGCCCAGCGCCAAACUCUUCGAGCUCUUCGACCAGCUUUAUGUCCUCAGCCAAGGACAAUGUGUUUACCGGGGGAAAGUCUCCAACCUUGUACCGUACUUGAGAGAGUUAGGUCUGAGCUGCCCGACGUACCACAACCCUGCUGACUUUGUCAUGGAGGUGGCCUCGGGAGAAUACGGCGACCAGAGCACGCGGCUGGUGCGCGCUGUCCGCGAUGGCCUGUGCGACUCGGACUACAAGAGGGACCUCACAGGCGAUGCUGACGUGAACCCCUUUCUCUGGCACCGGCCCUCGGAUGAGGACGCCGCGUCCAUGGAGAGCUGCCACAGCUUCUCGGCCAGCUGCCUCACGCAGUUCUGCAUCCUCUUCAAGAGAACCUUCCUCAGCAUCAUGCGGGACUCGGUCCUGACCCACCUGCGCAUCACGUCGCACAUCGGCAUAGGGCUGCUCAUCGGGCUGCUCUACCUGGGCAUCGGCAACGAGGCCAAGAAGGUGCUGAGCAACUCGGGCUUCCUCUUCUUCUCCAUGCUCUUCCUCAUGUUCGCCGCGCUCAUGCCCACCGUGCUCACCUUUCCCCUGGAGAUGGGCGUGUUUCUCCGGGAGCACCUGAAUUACUGGUACAGCCUCAAGGCAUACUACCUGGCCAAGACCAUGGCGGAUGUGCCCUUCCAGGUCAUGUUCCCCGUGGCCUACUGCAGCAUCGUGUACUGGAUGACGGCGCAGCCCUCGGACGCGGUGCGCUUCGUGCUGUUCGCCGCACUGGGCACCAUGACAUCGCUGGUGGCGCAGUCCCUGGGGCUGCUCAUCGGGGCGGCAUCCACGUCCCUGCAGGUGGCCACCUUCGUGGGCCCCGUGACGGCCAUCCCAGUGCUGCUGUUCUCCGGCUUCUUCGUCAGCUUCGACACCAUCCCCACCUACCUGCAGUGGAUGUCCUACAUCUCCUAUGUCAGGUAUGGGUUCGAGGGCGUCAUCCUGUCCAUCUACGGGCUGGACCGCGAGGACCUGCAUUGCGACAUCGCCGACACCUGCCACUUCCAGAAGUCGGCGGACAUCCUGCGGGAGCUGGACGUGGAGAACGCCAAGCUCUACCUGGACUUCCUCGUGCUUGGGGUCUUCUUCGUGUCCCUGCGCCUCAUUGCCUACUUCGUGCUGCGCUACAAGAUCCGAGCCGAGAGGUAGAGGCGCCGCCCGGUGCAGAGAAGGACUAAGUGGCCCGGGGGGCCGUGAUGAAAGUUUCUGGAAUCCCGGUGGCUGGCCUGUGCCCGGCCCCUGCCUGACUCUGACAGCAGCCGCACUUCCACGCGGCCUUUUUGUGGCUCUGUGGCGGGCCUGGGGGCUCCUCCUCGUAUCCUGAUUUUCCUGGGAAGACGCACUGAGAAAGGAGGUUUCCUCUACCUGGGGAACAGCACAGGGGACAAGUCACGCUCAGAGCCGCUGGGUCCAGGCGCCUUGUCCAGCUGUGGACCAGAUGGAUGCCUGGGAGAGGCCCAGCCAUGUUGUCACUGGGUCAGUCCUGGGGCUGGUCCCAGACCCACUGGCCCUUUUUGUCUUCUGGCCACUGAGCGUCUCGUUCAAUAAGGGACAUUUUGGACGGGGGAGAUUUGCCCCUGCACUCCGCCUGCAGGAUAUGUCAGCCGGACCCGGGUGUGCCCCAAGAUAAGACCGU